Messenger RNA from Ambispora gerdemannii, 1422 nucleotides. Lineage: Eukaryota; Fungi; Glomeromycota; Glomeromycetes; Archaeosporales; Ambisporaceae. The record is from the annotation of a GenBank genome assembly.
AUGAGCACUUCACGCAAAGCCCUUAGGAAACGCCAUAUAGAUUGGAUGAUCUCGUAUAACAACCCAACUCCUAUAGAAUUCUUUCGUUUCAUCCAACCAAUACAUAAAUCUCGUGCGAUUGAAAAGUAUGUUAAAAUACUCGAUGAGGCUAUCAACCUAUGUGAGGAUCAGGAAAAACAGUUAAAACUAAGAAAUCUUAAAGAAACCGUUAAUUGCAAUUCAGAUUGGAGUUUGUGGCUUGUAGAAAAAAAAGCGGAGUCAAUUCGUGACGAAAUCCAUGAAACGAAUAUGGGAGUACACCAAGAAUUAAAUGUCAUUGUCAGGAAUAAAGGAAAACAAAAGAUUAAUUACAAUGAUGAGGAAGGUGAUAGGGUCAAAGAUAAUAAUGAUAGCAUCGGAGAUAAAAAUGAGGAAGGUGGUAGCAGUAACAAUGAUGGAAUCGAGGAAAGUGAUGGCUACAAUGACGAUAGCACCGACGAUAAAGAAGAGGAAUACAGCAACGAUAGUGAUAUAAACGGGAAAGAAUAUGUAGAUGAAGACAAGAUAGUCGUACACGAUAUCCUUGAUUCUGAUAUAUCAGCAACUCAGGCUGAACAAGAUAUUUUAAAAAUAUAUCAUUCAAAUUUUGAUAAUUGUCCUGCCAUGGACCUUCGGCUAUAUUCAAAACUAUCCCUCUUGUUAGACCAAGAGUUGCAAGAUAAUAUUUUACAUGAAGUUUUUGAUGAAAUAGACAAUGACUAUAUAACAGAUGAAAUCCACAAUUUCCUCACCGACUUUUUUAAUGCCGAUCACGGCAAACAAGGAUGGUGCGAAUCAGUUCGGAGAAUAGUCAUUAAUGAUAAGGAUUCAGAAUUACUGCAAUGUACAAAAGAGUUGCUUAAAGGAACACUGGGGCAGUUUGUAAAGGCCUUUUCCUUGGAUGCGUUGAAUCCCUUAAGAGAUAUUACGAUAUUAGAAAGACCACAUCUCAAUCAAUUCAUACACCCGUUAAUUGACAAUGUAUUGUGGAUCUUCGCAAGUAUUAAUUAUAUAUCUGGCGAAAUUUCUCUGCAAGGAAAAGCAAGAGUCAUGGUGGACGGUGCUGGAUACCUUAAUGAUGUUUCAAACUAUCAAAUUAUUUGCAUGGAGGGAGCAAAACCGGGGGCGAGAAAUAAGAAAAAUGUUGACGACGAUAAAAAGAACAUUAAAAGCAUGAUACAACUGUUUAAUAAUAUAAUUGUAUCAGAAGCUUCAGAACGAAGACAAAUAUACACAGGUCUUCGAGUAUAUGGUGCCACCGCUUAUAAAACCGAACUCUCCCUUACAAUGCUUGAUUUUCGCGGGACAUAUCGUUUGUUUGAAGUAGACCGUUUUAGUCUUCCAAAAGAUUGGGUAGACAUGCCAAAAUUCGCCUUUAUGUAUGAAGCUCUUAUAAAGUGGGCG